AUGUCCAUCAACUUCUCUCCGACUCCUGCUGAGCUCAACAUUGUCUCCCAGAUAUUCGCAUCUGCAGAUCCCCAGAAGCUAGGCGUCCUCACCGGUGACGUUGCCGUCAGGAUCUUUGGAGGUGCCAAGCUGCCCCCAACAGUCCUCGGUGAAAUCUGGAAUAUCUCAGAUGAAGACAACAAGGGCUGGCUCCCCAAGAAGGGCGUGGCUAUGGCAGUCCGCCUCAUUGGCUGGGCGCAAAAGGGGGAAAAGAUAACUCAGGCCUUGGUCAAUAAAGCGGGUCCCUUGGCCGUCAUUGAGGGAAUAACUACCGUCUCUCAACAGACUACGGGAAUGUCUCUAUCUAAAUCUCCCCCACCUGCCGCUUUUCCACCAUUGACACCUCAGGACAAAGUCAAAUUCCAGAACAUGUUCCUCAAAAAUGGUCCGGCAAAUGGCUUGCUGAGUGGUGAAAAAGCCCGCGAUAUUUUUGUCAAGUCCAAGUUGUCAAAUGAACAACUUUUGCAAAUAUGGAAUUUGGCUGACACUCAAGAUCGAGGCGCCCUUGAUGCAACGGACUUUGCAAUUGGAAUGUACUUCAUUCAAGGGGUCAUGACAGGAAAGAUAUCCUUUAUUCCCACCUCACUUCCUCCGGGUCUAUACCAGCAAGCUGGUGGCCAAGUUCUUAAUAAUGGCAGUGUCCGGUCACAUAUGACUGGGAACAGCGGGUCGUUUAGUCCUGUGAACAGUGUUUUCCCGUCUCAACACACUGGGCAGAGUCAGAUGUUACAACCUGAAUAUACAGGUGGUGCAUUCAAAGCUCCGACUCUCCCGGCGCGCCCUCAGGUAACAGGACAAGGCAACGGGCGCGCCCUUGAGUGGGACGUCACCCCAGCCGAGAAAGCCUCGGCUGACCGAUAUUUCGAAUCACUGGACACGCAGAAGAAAGGAUAUAUUGAGGGUGAAGUCGCUGUCCCUUUUAUGUUAAAGUCUAAUCUCCCCGGCGAAGUCCUCGCCCAAGUUUGGGACCUUGCUGAUAUAAACAAUGACGGUUGCUUGACUAGAGAUGGAUUUGCCGUAGCUAUGCAUCUCAUUCAGAAGAAACUGGCAGGUAAAGAUAUCCCUGCAACUCUUCCUCCCUCUUUGGUGCCUCCUUCCGCACGCGCAGCGGUACCCACUUCUUCUCCAUUCGCGCCUGCUAUCCAACCUCAACAACCCGCUGUCGAUCUGUUUUCCUUUGACGACACUCCUCCCCCUUCUGCUAGUCCUGCACAGACAGUGACAUUCUCUCCGCCCACACUCCAACCUCAAUACACAGGUGCCUUCCAAGCCACCCCAGUUAAGCAUACCCCAGAGCCUGAUCCAUUUGCCGCGGCUUCCUUCAAUACCUCUCCUAAUCGAGACCUCUUGAGCGACGACGAAGUCCAUACCACAGCUUCUCCGCCACUUCAUGAUCAAUCGGCUGAAAUUGGCAAUGUGAAGAAUCAAUUGCAGUCGACUAACAGAUCUCUGGCUUCGGCGAAGCAAGAACGCGAAACUUUGGAGCAAUCUCUUGCUAAUCAAGCUGCACAGCUGUCUACGUUCCAGACCCAGCUAUCUUCCGCCAAGGCUGCAUAUGAAACUGAAGUCAACCUUCUUGCGACAUUAAAGGAGAGGCGCGCUACCCAAGUUGCUGACAUUCAGAAGACCAGGGAAGAACUUAUCAGGGCUGAGAGUGAUCUCAGUGCCAUCCGCGUUGAGAAAGCAGAAAUCGAGGGCGCCUUUUUACGCGACAAGGAGGAAGCUAGGGAUCUUCAUAAGCGUAUGGUUGAGGCUGGUCAGCAAGCAGAGGCUCUGAAAGCCGAUGUUGAUAAGCUGAAAAAAGAAGCCAAACAACAGAAGGGCUUAUUGGCUAUUGCUCGCAAGCAGUUGAGUACCAAGGAGGCUGAGAAGGCAAAGGUGGAGAAAGAUCACGAGGAAGCUGUGGCCGAGUUGAAUUCAGUCACUUCGGAGAAGGAAGGCGUAGAGACUGAGAUCACCAACCUUGAGACAGACAUCGCGAACCUUACCAAAGCCACAGAGGAGGCAAAACUUACGCGUUCCGUUUCUCCUGUUGAUUCUUUGGGCUUUGCUGCUGCUCAACCUCUGCCAGUUUCACCUGAAGUCGCGUCCCCGACCUCUGUUAAGAGCAAUAAUCCUUUCGAACGACUGGCUAUGUCGUCUGGUAAUUCCACCCCUCGCUCACAGUCUCCCUUCCAACCACUUGCUGCUAGUUCCAUUCUUUCUUCACCUCCCGUUUCAGUGAUUUCUCCCUCGAUGACGGCGAGCACUGCUCCCACAGAAACUAUGCAAGAGGCCUCUAAGCCAAUCGAAGGUCUUCCUGUGACCUCGGACGACCAUCCUACGACUGAAUUGUCUUAUCUGGCAGAUGAUUCGACCUCCAACACCCUUGAUUCUGUACUCUCUCCGGGUACUGCCAAUGGGACUGAAUACUUUAUGACUCCUCCUACCAGUGCGCAGGACGAUGCAAAAUUGGAAGCUGUGGAGAAAUUCCCAUCUCUGGAUAGCCUUCCGGCACCUAUCGCGUUACCUUCGUCUUCUGCGACAACAGCGGCACCCACAGCUGCACCUGCUGCCCCACCUGAGUCUGAUCACCAUGAAACUGAUUUGAACUCACGACUUAAAGAACUUGAUAUUGAUGAGUCUGAUUCCGAUAGUGAUGACGACAACGUACCCUUGGGUGCAAAGUUAAAUGCCAACGGCAAAGUUCCUGUCAUUACACCUCAGAAAGUUGAACCAGCAUCGGCUCCAGCACCUGCCCCAGCCGCCAAUGUUUCUUUCGACGAUGUCUUUGGAUCUGAUGAACACAAGGACACUACCGUUACUAACGCGUUCGAUGAUGCAUAUGACAGUGGUUUUGUCACAUCAACCACCGCACCUCAGGACACAUCAGUGCACGCCUCCGAACCAAUUAAUCAUUUUGAGGCUCCCAAGCCUGCUGAAGCGAAACCAGAAAUUGCUGGAGUGAACGAAUUUGAUCAAACUUUUUCAAAAUUGCCUUCGUCGACGGCAGCUACACCUGCCACAUUCUCUUUCGACGCCGCCUUUGAUGACAACUUCGACUUUGCCUCUGCAUCCAAGGCGAACGAUUUCCCCCCUGCUCCAAUGAUCAACGAACCGAAAGAACCCUCUCAGUCAAGUGUAUUCGAUGAUGCAUUCGGGGAGAGUUCGGCACCAGUUCCCAGCAUGACUCCUCAGCCUGCAGUUAUCGCGCAACCUGCUGCUGCUGCUGCUACAUCUCCCACAAAUGCUCCCAACUUUGCAACGUCCUUCGAUCAGGCGUUUUUUGACUCUGUCACUGCCCCGAAGGUGGAAGAUAAAACAUUGACAACAUCGCCAGCACCAAUGGCAAACGCACCUUCAUCAUUGCAGUCUGUGCAAGGGUCAUUCCCAUCGUCACCUGCGCCUGUCUCACCCAAGGCUUCGGCCCCUUCACCACGAUCCUCAGACGUGAGCCAUGGCCCACCUCGAGAGAGAUCUCCGCCUCCCCGCAUGGUCUCUCCCAAACCGCGCCUUUCUUCGUCGUCUUCUAAAGAAACCGCUGAGAAGCCUCAACCUGCUGCUCGUCACUCUAAAUUAAGCAUUCGCUUGCCAUUUGGCAAGAAGAAGAAACACUCCGAGCCUAUGCCUGCACCGCCCGCCGCAUCAACCCACCUCACACCUCCAAUUGAAGAGCCACAAAGAACAGCCACUCCUGCUAGUGAAGACGACGUGGAGCCUGUGAAGCAGCUCACAGCAAUGGGCUUUAGCCGUACUCAAGCAGUUGAUGCUCUGGAAAGAUACGGAUACGAUGUUCAAAAAGCACUAAACAGUUUACUCGGACAAUGA
Molecule: messenger RNA, 3846 nt
Organism: Psilocybe cubensis
Lineage: Eukaryota; Fungi; Basidiomycota; Agaricomycetes; Agaricales; Agrocybaceae
Product: putative calcium-binding protein
Exons: 7
Coding region: 1-3846 (1281 amino acids)
Biological process (GO): endocytosis; endosomal transport
Cellular component (GO): cytoplasm; plasma membrane
Molecular function (GO): protein binding; calcium ion binding
Source: RefSeq, a predicted model, not a curated record